Molecule: messenger RNA, 1697 nt
Organism: Perca flavescens (yellow perch)
Lineage: Eukaryota; Metazoa; Chordata; Actinopteri; Perciformes; Percidae
Gene: mmachc
Product: metabolism of cobalamin associated C
Exons: 5
Coding region: 404-1198 (264 amino acids)
Biological process (GO): cobalamin metabolic process
Cellular component (GO): cytoplasm
Molecular function (GO): FAD binding; cyanocobalamin reductase (cyanide-eliminating) (NADP+) activity; demethylase activity
Source: RefSeq, a predicted model, not a curated record
CUGUCUCUGAAAACAGAAUAAAUAAUGUUUAAGGAGAACGAUACAAACGUUUAUGUUAGCUGACUUAGCAGAAGGCUACUCACAGAAAACCUUGCGACUCCACUUUUAAAUCCAGGAGCCCAUAACAGUAACGUGAUUGCGUAUGACUUGGGCGCAGGGGUAUUCUGGGUAUUGUAGUAGCUAGCUAGAUAGUGACUAUAUUCGUAAUAUUCUUUACUCGCACAAUAUAGGUGAAGUGCUAGAGUAGAAUUUCUUCCAAACACACUGCAUUGUAUAUUGUAUUGUAUGCAUCAGUUUUGUCACCAUUCACUGCAGAAAAAAACAAGUCUAACCUAAUUUCUGAUAUUGAUAAACCAAAGAACACCGUAUCCCACAAUCCUUAGCUUUGUGUUGACAUGCAACAAUGGCGGCUUCCACGGCCAAUGUGGAAGGUAAAACAGCGCUUUUAAAGGACUCUUUAGCAAAAGUUGGAUUUGAAGUCUACCCUCUAAAGGUUGGGUGGUAUAACUCUGUGCUGCCUCUCUCCCUGCGCCUGGCUUACCCAGAUGCCAGCCUGGCCCUGGUGGUGCUCAGCACUCCUGCUAUGUUUGAACAAGCCUUCCUGCCCUUCAUGGAGGAGAGGGGCUGCCAGAAGCUGUCUGACCCCAUAGACCAGUGUGUCAAACACUGCGUCUCCUCUGCUGUCUCCGAGUGUUUCCCAGGACAGGAGGUGGAUGUGAGGUAUGACUACGAGCUGCUGCCCAGCAGGAAGCCAAAGUUCUUGGCGCAGACUGCGGCUCAUGUGUCUGGAGCAGCUUUCUACUACCAACAGUCUGAUGUCAGAGACCAUCCCUGGGGUGAAAAAAAGAUGUUCGGAGUGUGUGUGCAUCCGAGGUUCGGGGGCUGGUUUGCCAUCAGAGCCCUGUUGGUGUUCGGAGGCGUGACGGUGGACUCUGAGAUGGUGCAGCCUGAUCCACCUGACUGUGUGCCUUCGAGAGAGGGCAGGAUACAGCUACUGGAGGCUUUUAACUUUCACUGGCAGGACUGGGCCUACAGAGACAUCAUCCGUCCAGUCCAGAUCUACUCUCAGAAACAGAAGGACUACUUUUCCACUCCUCCUGCUCAGCGGUUUGCUCUGCUCAAGACUUGGGGCUUCCCGCCGAGGGAGAGCGAUCAACCUGAUUCGACCUCCGCCGCUCACAUGGCUGAAAACAGCUGAAGUGUGGAAGUGCUGCACAUCGUCUCUGAGCCCAAGCCGCCACCGCUAAGCUUUGUAAGGUUUUAGUGGAAGCUUUUAAAGGUACAAGGGAUACUUUUCAGGGACUUUUCAUAUGAACAUGUAUUGCUUUGUUCACACUACUGAGUACAAGCAGCUCCCGUGUCAUCUCAUGGAAACCGGAAAAUACUCAAAUGUAUUGUAUACGUUAUUGCUGCUGCUGUCGCAAACCUUGUGUGUGUGUGGGUGUUUAAACCAAAUUCUUUUAAAGAAUGCACUUUUUAUCCUAGUUGCUCGUGUCAUACUGUAACGCACAAACUGCAGACGUUUAAGUAGCAACAGUGACUUUCACUUUGCACAUUGUAUAAUUUCACACAAUAUAAAAAAAAAACAACGCUGUAUCACCAUCCUGUCUUGAAUUUGUAUCUUUACUUUUUUUUUAUCAUAAAGAGGACAAACACUUUUUUUAUCUAAUAAUUUCUAGAUUUAAUUUAAUUUAAUA